Molecule: messenger RNA, 2007 nt
Organism: Penicillium argentinense
Lineage: Eukaryota; Fungi; Ascomycota; Eurotiomycetes; Eurotiales; Aspergillaceae
Exons: 9
Coding region: 1-2007 (668 amino acids)
Biological process (GO): positive regulation of transcription by RNA polymerase II
Cellular component (GO): nucleus
Molecular function (GO): DNA-binding transcription factor activity; transcription cis-regulatory region binding
Source: RefSeq, a predicted model, not a curated record
AUGGAGGAAGGUCUUUCCAUAGACUUCAUCUUGGAUGGUGGACUGGUUGAUGCCUCGCGCCGCUGUCAGUGUGUAGUGUCCGCGACGGGAAGAAUUACCAUCACCGCCCAAAGGGGCAAAUUGGCCGGGAAACUCUCGGCACUGCUGUUUAUCCGCCGUGACGAGCUUGCCGCAAAUGGUUGUCUGUCAAACAUGUCAAACUCGACAUGCGUGAGCGACGCUGAUUCGAUCCCCGAGGGGUUGGCAGGCGCAAUUGUGGGGAUUUCCCCGCACGGAGAGACUUUCCGCCUCCGCGUAAACGCAGCUAGAAAUUCUCUCCGCAUCUUCUCCCUCCAUCAACCCCAGUGGGAUGUUGUCGCGGCCGAGGAGAAGUCGUUUGGUGGCAGGGUGCCCCCAGUCAACGGUGUCGCACUGAUUUCGCCAGCUCGACACCUUAAAUGCGAUGUUCAAUCGAAAGUCUGCCGACAUUGUCGUGAUGCCGGCGUUGAAUGCAACCGAACAUCGGUUCGAUUCCGGGAGGGGUUGACACUGUCUCAGGAGCCGGGAAUUGCAUUUCCAGGCCAAGAAAGUUGGCCAAAGCUUCAAGGCAGAGUUCGUUUCCACGACGAGACGCCUGAGAUCACCAGUCUUUACGUAGAAGCCCCAGAAAAUCCCGCCCCUCAGUUCUGCAAUUUCGACUAUUUUGAUGCGGAAGAUGAACAAACACAUGCUAUCUCUGCGACCUCAGAAACGGAUGCGCAACAACACCGAAUUCAUAGCCCCCUGCCUGAGUGCUCGCCGGGCCUCAUUGCUGAGCACUCUCCUGCUACGCUAUCCGUACACACCGCGACCUCAUCCAGAUCACGAUCGAGCUACAAUCCUAUACACAGAUUUACCGAGCGAGAAGCAAUCUUGUUAAGAAACUUUGUCGAGAAUAUGGCUCUUUGGGCCGACAUCACGGACCCGCAACGGCAUUUCAAGACAGAAGUACCCGCACGCACACUCAAGGACCCUGUUCUCCGAUAUGCAGUUCUCGCAUUCUCUUCGCGGCAUCUGAACAGACAGAACGCAGACGAUGCAACGGAGGCACUGAUGUACCACAAUCACUGCGUACAGCUGUUGAUUCCUGCAAUGUCAGAGCCGGAGUAUUAUAUUACAGAAGAUAUUCUUGCGGCAGUUGCUAUUCUACGGCAACAUGAAGAAAUGGAUGGUAGUUCAAUCGGAAAGCUCGUCAAGAAGAAAGGAGCUAACCUUAUUCCUUCGAUAGGCGAUGAUAACCAGUUUCACUUGACUGGUACAACCCAUAUUUUGAAUACCAUCUCAACAUUUGGCUCCUCGGGUGGACUCGGCGAGGCCGCUGCCUGGCUAUGCCUGCGUCAGGAUAUCUAUAUUUCACUGACCACGCAACAGCCACUCCGAACUAACCUUCAAAGCUUCCUCGAUUCUACUGUCUUCGACAGAGACGAUGACUUUGCAUGGUCUAGCAAAAUGGUUUUCCUGCUAGCUAAAGCUCUCCAGGGUGCCUUCUGUGCCGACUCAGACUUCAAUAAAACCGACAACGAAAUCCAGGAAUGGUUCGAUUCAAAGCCACACACAUUUGAGCCAAUUCAGGUGGCCCCAUGUGGACCUGAGUUAGAUCGACGCUUUCCAACAAUAUGGAUGCUAUUACCAGUCCACGUGAUCGGUUUACAAUACUAUCAUAUGGCCAAGAUUGUCCUGGCUCUUUCAAAGAGCUUGAAGACCUCGUCGACUUAUGAGAAUCUUCGGCAGUCUCGAUUAAUUGAAAAAAAUAUGCGGCAUCAUCUGCUAACAGUUCUGGGUCUGGCAAAAUCGAAUUCUAAAGCCGAAAACACGCUGUUCACCGCGCGACACAGUCUUGUGGCAUGGGGAUGGGUCCUCCGAAGCCGUGGCGAUCAAGAAGCUGCGGAGUCCCUAUUGCGGGACAUGCAUGCAAGAACAGGGUGGAAUAUGGAAACAUUGAUCGGGUCACUACGCGAGCAAUGGAAUGAGGAAUACGAUGACACGUAG